AUGACAGAGGAAAAUCUCUCUCCAAAAAAAAGUGAAGAACAGGACCUUCUUGAUCGCAGUACCAAGAAGACGAAAACAUCAACUGAAUCCCCAAUGGGAGAAGCUGUCCAGCCUCCGGCAAACCCUACACCGGAGAACUCUACUGGAACACUUUCAUUUAAACAGAUUGUAGCCAAUGAGACCGGCAUAGAAGCGGUAAACCAGAAUGAUCUAGAUCUUAUCUCUGACGAUGAGGAAGAGGAUCCAGACGAAGAGGUAGAUGGAGGUUGCCCAGUCAUCCGCCUCACCAAGGAGGAGAAGUUGAGAAUACGUAGCAAAUGGAAGCAGACCCUUAUUGUGAAGGUGUUGGGGAGAUCUGUUGGAUACGCAUACUUGCUGAGAAGACUAACAACGUUGUGGCAUCCAAAAGCCAGAAUGGAGCUGAUAACCAUUGAAGGGGGUUACUUCUUGGUAAAGUUUGCAUCGAUAGAAGAUUACGAGUUUGCAAAAUACGGGGGCCCUUGGAUGGUUUUGGAGCACUAUCUAAUUGUUAAAGAAUGGGUUUCAAACUUUGAUCCGCUCACUGAUAGAACGGAAACGGUAAUAGUAUGGGUGCGUUUUCCGUGUUUAUCGGCGGAGUAUUAUGACCACAAGUUUCUUAUGAGGGUAGGUGCGAAGAUCGGUAGGCCUAUCAACAUCGACACGACGACAAGCUUGGUGUCACGGGCAAUGUUUGCGAGAAUCUGUGUUGAGGUGGAUAUUACUAAACCACUGCUAUCAAAGUUUACAUUAAGGAGGAAGGUAAGGGGAAUCACGUACGAGGGUUUGCACUGGAUCUGUUUUAAGUGUGGUACGUAUGGUCAUGGUGUUGAGACGUGCCCGCAAAACCAAGAUCAAGCCGAAAGCGAGGAGGAAAGGAUGGGGAACGAAGGUGGCGGACACUCACCGGCGGUGGAGGGUAACGGGGACAACGGUCAAAGACGCAUGAAUGGAAAGAAGAUAACAGUAAGGAAAGAAUCUGAGCGAAAAGGAAAAAGGAUCGCAAAAAAUCCGGAAAGAAAUCAGACGCAGGGCUACGGGUAUGGAAAGAAGGAUACGCAGAAGACUGUGAAAGGAAAAGAAAAAGUAGGGAUGAUUUCAGGGUCACGAUAUGCCAAUCUAAUGGAGGAAAAUUUGGGUGAGGAGUCAUCAGUACCCAUGCAGGAACAUGCAACAGCAACAGAAUCAAGUGAGAAAGAAAAGGGAAACCAUAAGGUGGUAGUCGGGGGCUCCGGUUCGAAAAACAACAGUACAACGAAACAGAAUUACCAGAGGAAGACACCUAAUCAGGCGGGGGCAGCGAGUGAACACACCCUAGUCCAAGGAAACAUCACCGGAGCUAAGACAACGACAGUGGUAGGUUCUGACGCUGGUACGUGCUCCGCCGACAUGCUCACAAUCGAAAAGGACAUGUUGGAGCACCAUGGUGACCCCCCCGACCAGGAGGACAGUGACUGGAAGUCCCUAAACGAAGGGGAAGUCUUUGAGGACAAUCUUGAUGGCGUGGAUGAGAGUGCUAUGGAAGUGGAGCUCUGA
Molecule: messenger RNA, 1554 nt
Organism: Ipomoea triloba (trilobed morning glory)
Lineage: Eukaryota; Viridiplantae; Streptophyta; Magnoliopsida; Solanales; Convolvulaceae
Exons: 3
Coding region: 1-1554 (517 amino acids)
Molecular function (GO): nucleic acid binding; zinc ion binding
Source: RefSeq, a predicted model, not a curated record